UAUUCAGCUCCUUCUUCAACCUCUCAACGGCGCCUCUCCUCGAGCUAUUCCCGCUCCAGCUAGCUCUCCCUGGCUCCCUCCUACUUUGCCUGCUAGUACUACCAAAACCUAGCUAGCUAGCUCCUUGGCCGGAGCUGCGCGCUAAGUUUGGGCAGCACCUUCUUCAGUUGGAGAAGAAGCCAGCAGCUGCGAGCAAUGAGGGCGGACAUGGGAGAUCAGAGGAGGUCAAGGCAUGGCCAUUUCAAAGCUGUUGGUUUCGGAGCAGCAGCAGGAGGAGGAGCACAACAUGUAGAGCAUGAUCAGGAGAAGCUCAAGGAUAAGAAGCUGGACAUGAGUGGUUUGUCCAUGGACACCAUCCCACACAUCACCAUGUCUCUCGGCCACAUCACCACCUUGGACCUCUCCAACAACAAUCUCGAGAGCAUUCCAGAGUCAAUGAUCGCGCGGCUGCUGAACGUGGUGGUCCUGGACGUGCGAUCCAACCAGCUCAAGUCGCUACCCAACUCCAUCGGCUGCCUCUCCAAGCUCCGCAUCCUCAACGUCUCCGGCAACCUCCUCGAGUCCCUGCCGUCCACCAUCGAGGAAUGCCGUGCGCUGGAGGAGCUGAACGCCAACUUCAACCAGUUGACAGGGCUGCCGGACACGCUGGGCUUCGAGCUCCACAACAUCCGCAAGCUCUCUGUCAACUCCAACAAGCUCGCCAGCCUCCCCUUCUCCACAAACCACAUGAUAUCGCUGCGGGCCCUUGACGCCCGCCUCAACUGCCUCCGCUCACUCCCGGAUGGCCUCGAGAACCUUGUUAACCUCGAGGUGCUCAACAUCAGCCAGAACUUCCACUUCCUGCGGGAGCUUCCAUACGGCUUGGGCCUCCUCAUCUCGCUCCGGGAGCUCGACAUUAGCUACAACUCCAUCUCCGUGCUCCCGGACUCCAUGGGCUGCCUCGCCAAGCUCAACAAGUUCAGCGCCGUGGGGAAUCCGCUUGUAUGCCCGCCCAUGGAUGUCGUUGAGCAGAGCCUCGAUGCCAUGCGAACCUACCUCAGCUCCAGGAUGAACGGCACCGGCGUCAACGCCAAGAAGAAGAAGGGGUGGCUGCCCAGGCAGCUGCUCAAGUAUAACACCUUCUCCGACAGGAUGAGUAGUAUGACGCCUGGUCGCAAGGGUGUUAUGACGCCUGGUCGCAAGAGUGUUAUGACGCCUGGUCGCAAGAGUGUCCAUGACAACUCGGAGGGAUUCUUGAUGUCAGAUUACCAUUCGCUCAACGGGGUCGGGUCGCCGGGGUUUCUCUCUAUGCUAUCACCGCGGCGGCUCUUCUCGCCUCGGAGGAAUUCGCCCAAGCAUCAUUAAGCGUGACCCACGUUUGUUUCCUGUUUGCUCCUAGAAGUAUUCAGAUGGAAUGAUUGUAGGUUCUGCUGUUUCUGCAGGUGUGUACAAAUGUCUGUUUCUGCAGAUGCGUACAUAUGUGAAGAGGUGUAUAUACAAUAAUGUAUUGUAGAACGAUAGGGCAUUGCUGCACACAAAAACUAAAAAGGGUGGUUUAUUUUCCUACUGUAUUUUUCUUCAUUCGCUACUAAUGCUUUUGUAGUGAAGUGUACUUUGAGCAGAAAAUUGUAAUCCUCUAGUUGUUGACUGAACAUAAAGUUUGAGAG
Molecule: messenger RNA, 1646 nt
Organism: Lolium rigidum
Lineage: Eukaryota; Viridiplantae; Streptophyta; Magnoliopsida; Poales; Poaceae
Product: plant intracellular Ras-group-related LRR protein 1-like
Exons: 4
Coding region: 196-1344 (382 amino acids)
Molecular function (GO): protein binding
Source: RefSeq, a predicted model, not a curated record